GUUUGACCGUUGAGGUGUGCGCCCGUGAGCGAUCGGUAUGUAUUCGUUGUUCUGUUUGUUUAGGCCUCGGUUUUUUUUUUAAAGUUUGUUUUGAUGUUUUAUCAGCGGUUAAUAAUCUUUGGCCAGGUGGCGGGCGGUGUUGUUUUUACCCGUCGGUAACCCGCCAUUUCCGGUGUGUUCGGUAACGGUCUCCGUUACCGUUUUUUUUUUUUAACUUAGGACACCGGAAGCUGUGAGUUAGUUGUUGAGGCGUUUGGAGGAGCUGAGUGAGCGGCGGGUUUUUAUCUUUGGGUUGUUUGGGGGGUCUGAUUGGUGUUUCCGCUCUCGCUCGCCGCCAUGUUCUCGCUCCACUCGGGAAUGGAAGAGAGAGGACGUGUUGCAGCAGUGUCGUGUAAUGGAGGAUGCGACUCUGCUGCUGCUGUUACUCAUAGGAAUUAGGGAAUAAGCCCCAUGUGCGAAUAACAAGAAGCAAUGGCUCGUACAAAGCAGACUGCCCGUAAAUCCACUGGUGGAAAGGCUCCAAGGAAGCAGUUGGCUACAAAGGCUGCCAGGAAAAGUGCCCCUUCCACAGGUGGUGUGAAGAAGCCACACAGAUACAGGCCUGGCACUGUUGCUUUGAGAGAAAUCCGAAGAUAUCAGAAGUCUACUGAGCUGUUGAUCCGAAAACUGCCAUUCCAGCGGCUUGUAAGGGAGAUUGCCCAAGACUUCAAGACUGACCUGAGGUUCCAGAGUGCAGCUAUUGGUGCUCUUCAGGAAGCAAGUGAGGCUUACCUGGUUGGCCUCUUUGAAGAUACCAACCUGUGUGCUAUUCAUGCCAAGAGAGUAACCAUUAUGCCCAAGGACAUCCAGUUAGCAAGAAGAAUUCGUGGGGAACGUGCUUAAGUUUUUGCUAGAACAUAUUUUUUGGAUUUUGUUUUUUUACAACUGUACAUAAAGUGUGGUGUCUUUUAUUUUAUAAAGGGUUUGUUAACUGUAGAGUAGACAGUAAGAUGGUAGUAAAACAUUUUAUAUGACAUUCCCUUAAUCCUCAGGUUUUUUCAGAAAUUUGUAUCUGCAGCUGUCUACUUUUGUGGCCCUCUCAAUUAAAACCUGGUGCAUGCCCAAACUUCAUUCUUUACACAAUUUAGUAUCUUUCUGUGUUACUCCAUUGUAAAUAAACUUUCCACUACCUCGA
Xenopus laevis (African clawed frog) is the source of this 1174-nucleotide messenger RNA. RefSeq names its product histone H3.3A. The coding region runs from base 472 to 882 and encodes 136 amino acids. Lineage: Eukaryota; Metazoa; Chordata; Amphibia; Anura; Pipidae. The transcript has 4 exons. The record is from RefSeq and is a predicted model, not a curated record.